Messenger RNA from Pogoniulus pusillus (Red-fronted tinkerbird), 5374 nucleotides. Its product is annotated as zinc finger SWIM domain-containing protein 6-like. The transcript is spliced from 14 exons. Gene Ontology annotation, cellular component: Cul2-RING ubiquitin ligase complex. The coding region runs from base 177 to 3785 and encodes 1202 amino acids. The record is from RefSeq and is a predicted model, not a curated record. NCBI's taxonomy places the organism in Eukaryota, Metazoa, Chordata, Aves, Piciformes, Lybiidae. Gene Ontology annotation, molecular function: zinc ion binding.
GCGCGCGUAAGAUCAGCGAACGGGGAGAAAGAAAAAAGUGACACAUCUGCGUGGCGUCCCCGCGCCAAGAGCGCGAAAUGAGCCUUCCUCGAGCCAUUCUAUUUGCUUGUGGUGUCCAUUCCCACAAGGCUCCGCCCCUGCCGUGGGCGAGUUAGUUGGUACCGCCCCCCGCAGCCAUGUUAGGGAAGAGGAGGCGUGACUCAGGAGAUGGCUCGCGGCCGCUCGUUGCCUUUCUGGUGCUCUUUAUAGAGUACAGCCACUUCCGCUAUCUGCUUGGAAGCGACGCAAACAUGGCGGAGCGCGGUCAGCUUUCUUUCCCUGCUAAGCGCAUUUGUAGUAGACCAGGCUAUGGCUCUGGGUGCCGGCCAGGACAGCUAGUAGGCGGCACCGGACUCGGUAACGGGGCGUUCUGCGCCGGAUCCGCCGCCGCCGUUGCUGCUGCUGCCGCCGCUGCUCUGGGGCGUCUGCCAUUCGGCAAGACCCAGAGCCCUGAAACCCUACUAGACAUCGCAGCUCGCAAGGUGGCGGAGAAGUGGCCCUUCCAGCGGGUGGAGGAGCGGUUUGAGCGGAUCCCGGAACCGGUGCAGCGCAGGAUCGUCUACUGGUCCUUCCCCCGCAGCGAGAGGGAGAUCUGCAUGUACUCUUCCUUCAACACUGGCGCCGAGGACUACACCGCCGUCCCUAGGGGGGGCACCGCUGGUACCGUGCCCAGUGCGGGUGCGGACACCGCCGCCACCGACGAGAACCUUCUGCCUUUCCGCAGGGGUAUUGCUCUGCUAGACGGUGGCUGUGUUGAUAACGUCCUACAAGUCGGUUUUCACCUGAGUGGCACGGUGACAGAGCCUGCAAUGCAAUCAGAGCCAGAAACUGUUUGCAAUGUAGCUAUCAGCUUUGAUCGUUGCAAGAUUACAUCAGUGACCUGUAGCUGUGGAAACAAGGAUAUAUUUUACUGUGCCCAUGUUGUGGCACUCUCUUUAUACCGGAUCCGCAAGCCUGAUCAGGUCAAACUGCAUCUUCCCAUUUCAGAAACACUCUUUCAAAUGAAUAGAGAUCAACUACAAAAAAUUGCACAGUAUUUGAUCACAGUGCACCACACAGAAGUUUUGCCAACUGCUCAAAAAUUAGCAGAUGAAAUUCUUUCUAAGAAUUCAGAAAUCAAUCAAAUCCACGGUGCUCCUGACCCAACAGCAGGUGCUAGCAUAGAUGAUGAAAACUGCUGGCAUUUAGAUGAGGAACAGGUCCAACAACAAGUUAAACUCUUCCUCUCCCAGGGUGGAUACCAUGGAUCAGGGAAGCAGCUCAAUUUGCUUUUUGCGAAGGUGCGAGAGAUGUUAAAGAUGAGAGAUUCAAAUGGAGCUCGCAUGUUGACGUUGAUAACAGAACAGUUCAUGGAUGACUCUCGUCUGUUGCUUUGGAGACAACAAGGAACUGCAAUGACUGACAAGUAUAGGCAGCUCUGGGAUGAAUUGGGUGGUCUUUGGAUGUGUAUAGUCUUAAAUCCUCACUGCAAGUCGGAACAGAAAGCUGGUUGGCUAAAACAGCUGAAAAAAUGGAACAGUGUGGAUGUUUGUCCCUGGGAAGAUGGAAACCAUGGAAGCGAGAUAACUAAUUUAACCAAUGCUUUGCCUCAGGGUGCAAAUGCUGACCAAGAUUCAUCGAACAAGCCACAUCGGACAGUGUUCACUCGAGCUAUAGAGGCAUGUGAUCUGCACUGGCAGGACAGCCACUUACAGCACAUUAUCAUCAGUGACCUAUACACCAACUACUGUUACCAUGAUGACACUGAAAACUCCCUCUUUGACUCUCAUGGGUGGCCUCUGUGGCACGAACAUGUUCCUACAGCCUGUGCAAGGGUGGAUGCAUUGCGAUCUCAUGGAUACCCACAAGAAGCCCUGAGGCUAGCAAUAGCUAUUGUAAAUACACUAAGAAGACAGCAGCAGAAACAGCUGGAAAUGUUCCGAGCUCAGAAGAAAGAACUUCUCCACAAAGGUGUAACCUCAAUAACGAAUCUUGAAGGUUGGGUAGGACAUCCAUUGGAUCCAAUUGGCACCCUCUUCAGUAGCCUGAUGGAAGCCUGCAGAGUGGAUGAUGACAGCUUCCAUGGAUUCUCAGACAGAGAGAGCACGGAGCAAUGCAAAUCUCUAGAAUACCACCACUUGCCUGCACACAGGUUCUUAGAAGAAGGAGAAUCUUAUUUAAUGCUGGCUGUGGAAGUAGCAUUGAUAGGGCUGGGACAACAACGAAUAAUGCCAGAUGGCUUAUAUGCACAAGAGAAGGUUUGUCGAAAUGAGGAGCAGCUCAUUUCUAAACUACAGGAAAUUGAAGUGGAUGAUUCUCUGGUGAAGAUUUUCCGAAAACAAGCAGUCUUCCUAUUAGAAGCUGGACCAUAUAGUGGUUUAGGUGAAGUCAUCCAUCGAGAGAGUGUUCCAAUGCAUACAUUUGCCAAGUAUCUUUUCACUUCUCUCCUACCUCAUGAUGCUGAAUUGGCAUACAAAACUGCACUGAGAGCCAUGUGGUUGCUAGUAUUGGAAUCUGUGGCUCCUUCAGGAGAUGUGUCCCACCCAUACCACAUUGCAUCUGUUGUGCCAAAUCGCUAUCCCCACUGGUUCACCCUAAGUCACAUUGAAUCCCAACAAUGUGAGCUGGCAUCAACCAUGCUAACAGCAGCCAAAGGUGAUGUUCGGAGGCUGGAAACAGUGUUAGAAUCCAUCCAGAAAAAUAUUCACUCUUCAUCACACAUCUUCAAACUUGCCCAGGAUGCAUUUAAAAUAGCAACACUCAUGGACAGCUUGCCAGACAUCACUCUUCUGAAAGUUUCUCUCGAGUUGGGCCUUCAGGUGAUGAGGAUGACACUGUCAACACUGAAUUGGCGACGGCGGGAAAUGGUGAGGUGGUUGGUAACAUGUGCAACAGAAAUAGGUGUUUAUGCACUGGAUAGUAUCAUGCAAAACUGGUUUACACUUUUCACUCCAACAGAAGCCACUAGUAUUGUUGCUACAACAGUGAUGUCCAACAGCACCAUUGUCCGUCUGCAUCUGGACUGCCAUCAGCAGGAGAAGUUGGCCAGCAGUGCUAGGACACUUGCUCUACAGUGUGCCAUGAAGGAUCCUCAGAACUGUGCCCUCUCUGCAUUGACCUUAUGUGAAAAGGAUCACAUAGCUUUUGAGACUGCUUACCAAAUUGUUCUAGAUGCUGCUACAACCAGCAUGAGCUACUCACAGCUUUUUACAAUAGCACGAUACAUGGAGCAUCGUGGUUACCCCAUGCGGGCCUACAAACUGGCCACUUUGGCUAUGAUGCAUCUCAACCUGAGUUACAAUCAGGACACACACCCUGCCAUUAAUGAUGUUCUGUGGGCAUGUGCACUCAGCCACUCCCUUGGGAAAAAUGAGCUAGCAGCUAUAAUACCUCUUAUAGUCAAAAGUGUCAAAUGUGCAACAGUACUAUCAGAUGUUUUACGAAGGUGUACUUUGACCACCCCUGGCAUGGUGGGACUUCAUGGAGGAAGGAGGAACUCUGGUAAGCUCAUGUCACUGGACAAAGCUCCUUUAAGACAACUCUUGGAUGCCACAAUUGGAGCCUAUAUUAAUACAACUCAUUCACGUCUCACUCACAUCAGUCCACGACACUAUAGUGAGUUUAUAGAGUUCCUCAGCAAGGCCCGAGAAACCUUCUUAAUGGCUCAUGAUGGACACAUCCAGUUUACACAAUUUAUUGACAACCUAAAACAAAUCUACAAAGGCAAAAAGAAACUGAUGAUGUUGGUUCGUGAGCGAUUUGGUUGACAAAAAUGCAUGAAGGGAGAUGGAGGGCUUUGUUUUUACUUGACCCUGCCUUUGUAUCCUUUUGAAUAGAGCCACAUUGGUAUUAUAUGUGUAUAGUUGUAUUGAGUUUGCAAACUAAACUGUCAUGUUGUGAAAGUUUGUGUGUUUGUUUUUUUUCCUUUUUUUCUGUUUUGUAUGAGAGGUUAAAAAAGUUUUGAUUUACACUGAGUAUAUGUUGUCAAGUGGCAAAACCCCACAUCACUCUCCUUUCUGUAUUUUCACAUCUUCAAAAACAAACAUAUUGCAAUGGCUUUAAAAAACAAACAAAACACCUCUAUCCUGUGAGAAGUACCUCAAAUGGAUUCAGCUUUACUCCUUUGUAACUCAUCCUUACAUUUUGGCAUCUUUAAACAAGCCAACAAAUUAAAUACAGUUAAAAGGAUGAACAUGUGGCUUUGCAGUACUGUUCAUCCAGAAGCAUGGCACACAAUGCAUGUGUGGAAACUUAGCAACUGUCAACAUACAUUCUCAGGGAUUUAUUAAAAAAAAUAAAAGAAUGAGAGCAUUUAUUGUACUGUAUAUAUAUAUUAUAGUAUAUGUCUGAAUAUUGAAAAAAUAUAACAUUAAUUUAUAAAAAAUAUAUAUGUCAUGCAAAAUACUUGAAGCUGCAAUAUCUUGGUUUUAAACAAAAAAGAAAACCUAUCUGAAGGACUAAAGUGCGCCUUGCUUCACGUUUGGCUCAGGUGGUGAACUAUAUGCUGGGCAUCUAUGCAGAACCACCUUAUGGAUUGCAUGGUUGAACUGAUACCACUGGGGAAAAUUUAUAUAAAUAUAUAUAUAUAUAUAUAUUUAUACAACCUGCGUAUGCAUAUAUAUGUAUACACACAUGCUUGUAACAGGCACUAUAGUAAAAAGGGACAACAAAAAAUACACAGCUAGAGCAAGAAUCCUUGGCAUUAAGAAUGCCAGGAUUGAGGUUUGUGUCUCCUAGCCUAGGAAACCUAAAGAAAUAUCCUUUUUGACACAAAACACAAAAUUAUUGAAAUGAUACAUUAUGCCUUUUCAGUGAGCUAACAAUAAGCUGACCUUUGUGCACAAAUACAUAUAUAAUAUAUAUUCUGAAUUGGUAUUUUGACUUUGUGCAGGACGGAAAGUUGUGUAGGUAUGACUGUUCUACUCUUCCACUCUUUUUUUAAUAUAUUUUAUUUUCUCUAGAACUACUUAAAUAAAAACAGCCUUCUAUCUUGCCUUGUCUUAGUGCUUUAAAACAACUAAACUGGAGAUCUAACUACCAAACUGUUCAUUAUAUUAAAUACCAACUUUGGUUACAGUAUAGUGUCUUUAGCCAAUGGUUCUGUAUCCUUGUGCUUUUUAAAGCAGUUUUUAUAUUUGCUGCAAAAGUUGUUCAGUGUCUCUUGUUCCCUUCAUUAGAGAAUAUGCUAGAGGUAUGUUUGUUGGCAUUUUUGUUUAGAAAUACUAUUUCAUGCUCUCCAUUUUAUUUAUUUUAAUAGGUAAAAAGGUUGUACUUCAUCACUCAUGUAAACCUGUUCAUGAAGUUGAAAGUAAAUAAGAUUUGAUACACUGAUAUCAAUUUAUUUAUGUAACUAAAU